AUGGCUGUCGCUGCUUCAAUGAAAAAUUUGAUUGACACUGCACAUAUUAUUGAAUCGAAAGGCACACAUAAAUAUUCCAUUAUAUGGCUUCAUGGUAUUGGUAAUAGUUCAGAUACUUAUAAGGAUAUAUUUACUCAGAUACAACCACAAAAUACAAGAAUUGUAUUACCAAAUGCACCACAACAAUGGAUUACUAUUCAAGACCGUCAACAUUAUUUACGAAGCUGGUAUGAAGCUGAAGGAACUGAUAUUCCGAAAAUUUUCCAAUUAAACGAAGCGAUAAAUGAAUUAAUCGAUGGAGAACUUAAACUAGUCAAAGACGCAUCUCAUAUUAUUAUUGGUGGUUUUAGUCAAGGUGGUAGUGUGUCAUUGCUUGUUGGUUUAUAUUACUAUAAACAACAAUUAGGUGGUAUUAUAUGCUGUGGUAGUGACGUCCCAUUUCGUGAUAAAAUAUCACAACUUAUGGGUGAAUAUGCAACAAAAGUACCCAUUUUGGUAUAUCAUGGUAAAGAUGAUAACCGGGUUAAAUGGGAUGUUACAAAAACUGGUCUUGAAUUAUUAGAAAAAAAUGGCGUAAAAGAUAAUAUACAAGUUGUAGUGGAAGAUGGAGUCGGGCAUACUAUUAGUGAAAAAGGAUUACAUUUAAUUGUUAUGUUUAUUACUAAACAGUUUAAAUUAUAA
Messenger RNA from Adineta steineri, 681 nucleotides. The record is from the annotation of a GenBank genome assembly. Lineage: Eukaryota; Metazoa; Rotifera; Eurotatoria; Adinetida; Adinetidae.